Messenger RNA from Bombina bombina (fire-bellied toad), 1824 nucleotides. It is a transcript of the gene CEP57L1, whose product is annotated as centrosomal protein 57 like 1. The transcript is spliced from 11 exons. Gene Ontology annotation, cellular component: centrosome. Gene Ontology annotation, molecular function: identical protein binding; microtubule binding; gamma-tubulin binding. The record is from RefSeq and is a predicted model, not a curated record. NCBI's taxonomy places the organism in Eukaryota, Metazoa, Chordata, Amphibia, Anura, Bombinatoridae. Bases 283 to 1719 code for a protein of 478 amino acids.
CAUUUCUGUUGUGCUCUACCAAGCAAUAUGCCGCAGUAGUUUUUGUAAACAUAUGGGUUAAAAAUACUUCUUAUUGCUCUCUAUAAAUGAGAGCUGAUGUUCGUCCUUUACCGCUCAUAAAGCAGAAGUUUGCAGUGCCAGUAAUAAAAAUGGCUGAGAACGUAUAUCUGGGUGUGAUCGACGGCCUAGUUGCUUGGAGACAGCGGAAGCGGGAGGACAGGCGGUAGAUUCAGAAAUCAGAAGGUAGAGGACUGGUUGUCAUUCGUUCACCGUUUAGGACUGAUGGACAAGCCUUAUAUAAUGGACUCCAUGUUGAAGGACAGUUAUCUAGGAAGCUUUUGUCAACCACCUAAUAGUUUUCCGUUUGAUAACUUUGAUUCCAAAUCAUUGCCUUCCAAGCAUUUUCCAUCUUCAAAUAUAAAACAUACCAAUCCUCAAUCAUAUGAUAUUCUUCAAGCUCCAAAUGGUAAAGCUCUCCUGUCUGCACUGAGGACGCUUCAGGAGAAGGUGUGUCGCCUAGAGCAGGAGAAGUCUCAUGCUUACCAUCACAUAACAAGCUUGUCCAAAGAGGCAACCCAGGAGAAAACCUCAGAUGGCUGUGGGAGACCUCAUGAGAAGCAGCAAAAUGAUACAGCUAUUCAGUUAGAUGCGGUGCAGCAGCGCUGCACCCUCCUUGAGAAACAGCUCGACUACAUGAGGAAAAUGAUUCGGAAUGCAGAAAUGGAAAAGAAUCUGCUCCUUCAGCAAGAGUCAUUGCAUCAGGAAGACAACACGCAUGAUACUAUACAAGUACAGUCAAAAUUGGAAAAAUUAGAUAUUUUGGAGAGGGAGUGUUCCCAUCUUAAAGCCACUCAGAAACUUGCUGAGAACAAACUUCACCAGUUAGAGGAAAAACUUAGCGCUGAAGAACAGCAACGAAAAAUGAUGCAAGAUAAAGCUGCUCAGAUCCAAACUGGACUUGAAGAGAGCAAGAGAUUAAUGUCUUCUGUUUCAACUAAAAAUGCACCUGAAAAGAAAGAACGUAAAAAGAAGAAAAAGUUGUCCAAAAAUAAGGAGACACAUCAUCCAACAUUUUACCCUAGAGCUGGAGAUCUUCCCUUUGUAGCUGGAAAGUCUACAAGCUCGAGCCAUUCUCUGAGUGCAAAUGUGCAAACUGUACUGCAUAUGAUGAAACAUCAAAGCCAGCGAGUCAGCCCACGGCGCCCUGUGUCUGCAGUAUGCAAAACCUAUAGGAUGCCAAAAUCUAACUGGGGCAGAAUUCCCACUGCAACCUCUAAAGCAACGGACAGUCUGUCUGACCUUUUGCUAGCCCUGCAAGAUGAGCUGGAGCAAAUGAGUUUUGAACAUCAAGAUCUUCUGAAACAGAUACAUGAGACACAGAACCAUGAAAUCCGUGAAGACUUAGAACGUGAGCUUGAGUAUCUUGUUAAGCAAAUGGAAACUAAGAGUGAUCAAAUUCUAAAACUGAAGCAGCACCAGGAAAACGUUGUAAAGCUAAAGAAAAGAGUCCAGACUACGAAGAUCCCUGCCACUAGUGCCCAAUCUGCUGAAGAUAAAAAUAUUAGGAGUUCAGAAGUUCAGGUCACACCACGAAAAAAUCAAGCAAUUCUAACAAAAAGCACCCCUAUUCCCAGAAGCAAGACUUCUCUUGAUCUACUCAAAAAUGUGCAAAAGAUUCAAAUGACUUUAAAGAAAGAUGACAUCAUGUGGGAGAAAUGACAUUAAUUUUCUGUUUGUUUUGUACCUGUGUCACUGUGCUUUUGUUCAUAAAUUUACUUUCUAAUUUAACUUAUUUUUCUAUUUUAAAUAAAGUUUUCAAAUGUG